CGUCAUCACGUCACAGUGCGCUCCUGGAUUUAAAAGUGGCAUCGCCAGUUUUUCUGUGGAUUCAGACAUGAACUGGGACAAUGAGCUGAGCUCCAUCCUGUCAGUAGCAGAUGGCAGCGUUGCAAAAAUGAGGAAAAGGCUGACCCCACCAGGAAAAUUCCCCAAAGGAGGAGAAGAUUUGUUUGCUGCAAGAGAAAAGCUUUACAAUACAAAUCUGGACCCUCCUGCUCUUCCACCCCGAGCCCCUCUUCUCCGACAGCCUUCCCCAUCGCCAAGUCCUGGCGUGCAGUGGGCAGACUUAGCCUCUAUCCAGUCACAACUUCAGAUCCAGAACCAGGCGAUUGAGUCUCUCACUCAAAGACUCCAUGACUUGGAAAGGGAAAAACAGUCUCACCAGUGUCACAUUCAAAUGCUACAAGGUGAGGUUCACAGACUGCAUGGGGAGCUGAGGGACCAGGAAAGAGAGAGGGAGGAAUCGAGGAGGGGACAAAGUCCAGGGGCGCAGAGGAGGAUGGAGGAGUGGAGGAGAGAGGUUGGACGUGAGCUGAGCAGUCUGCGGGGACACAUCAGCAGAGCCACGUCUCUGGGCAACCUGGAGGAGAGUCUCAGCUCGAAGCUACACAAAGAGGAGCUGGAGCACCUGCGGAGAGAGUUGGACCAACUGAAAACACGACUGAGGAGGCAGGAGGAGAACGGGCUGCUCCAGCAGGCAGAGGCCAGGGAGACAAGGAGACAGUAUGAACGCAGCUGCAAAACACUGGAGGAGCUGACAGACAGCUACAGAACUCACCGCGCUGAUCUGACUCAGACGCUCUCUCAGUUCUCUCACACGCAGCACGAGGUCUGCCAAAUCAGUGCGACUGUGUCAGAGCUGAAGGAUGAGGUGAGGAGAUUCGCUCUUCACGAUGGUGAACCUACGUCUCUGCUGUCAGCGCACGUGCCUGGGGCUUCGCCAUCUCCACUCCCUCGUGGCCAGAGCAGAUUAGUCAGAGUUGAAGAGGGCGAGUCCGACUCAGAAGACUUCAGCCCGACUCCGAGCCUGGCCGAGGUCAGCUCAGAUGACCUGUCAUGGCUGGACGACAAAGACCCUGGUCUGCCGGCUCGUCGGCACAGCCCACAGACACGACUGAGCGUUCAGUCCAGACGGAGCGACUUUGCCAGGCCCGACCUGGACCACGACGACGACGACCACGACGACGAUGACGAUGAAGGUGAUGAUGGCGACGACCUUCUUGAUGACGACCUGAACCCUGACUUGGCAUCUGACCUCAGCCUUGAUGACCUCUGACCUUCCUUAUAAUGACUUUCUUGAUGGAAGUGAAGACCUGGAAAGCGUCUAAGAGCAACAAGGGGAUUCCUGCUCCUCCAGUGCACGGUUAACGUGUAUUAAUCGUUUGAAAUUACAGUGAUUUUAUCAGCACAAUUCAAACAUGCAGCACUAAUAAUAGAAAUAGGACUGCACAAACAUCCAUAUGGCUCAUUCUGUUAGUGGUCCCAGGAGGAGGAGGAAGGAAAACAAAGAAUGGAAAACAGACUCGGCAUGGUAACGGAAGCACAUCUACAAGUAAUCAAAUCAUCCUACUUAGUGUUAUUACUGUUGCUUAACCCACCUGCUUUGUCUCUCCAGUUGUGGGAGAAACUCUUAAAAUCCACUUUUAGAUAUUGUACUCAAUCCUAACACGUUUAAGUGAGGGCAAAUCACAACGAUCCACAUUUUUUCCUUUUUUUUUUUUUUUUUUUUUUUUUAUUAAAUUAGUUACUGGUCUGGCCUAUUCGCUUACAAAUGAGCAAAUCCUGAGUCAUUGAUGCCUUUUGUUCACAAGCUGUUUCAUCAAAGCAUCGUUAUGCCCUCAGUCUUGUUACUGAUAUAGACUCCAGUUUGAAUAAUAAGCUCUAACUGUCUCCACAUGUACCAACUGAUAGGAACAAACUGAGCAGUCAGGCAGCUGUUUAAAGAUUCCUUUGUGAGAGCUUCUCAUUCAGAAAGGAACUUGUUUCAUGAUGGUUGGAAUUUGUGCCAGCAAAUAAGGCUUUUCUUUGUCCAUUGCUUUAUUUCGCAGCGUAAACCACACAAAGAAUAUAAUGUUUUAAUUGUUGCCGCACCCUGGGCUCGUACGCUGUGCACUGCUGACAAUAAAUUACGGGCCCUGAAAGAGUUCAGGACAGGAGUCCUGUGAUUGGCCGGUGAAACCGCAAGGUUUGGCUUCAGGCGAGACGAAAUUAAAAAUAGUUAUGUUUAGGUUUGUUAUGAUUACAGAUUGUUGGGGUGACUGAAAUGUUAGAUGUGGUUUAGGCUUUGGGAGGACUUUCAUCUUGAGCUGUAGCUUCAGCGGGAUCCAUAAAGAGACACUACUGAUCACUUUGGUUUUCAGAGAAGAGUGCUGGCUUCCAAACAAAAAGCCUGCUGUUAUACUCAAAUGUCUUAGGUAGUUAUUUUCAAUUAAUCCUUUAUUUCUGCAAAUAAAAGUCCCGUGAUUCUGUGCCGCUUCACGUUAAACCUUCAGGGCUUCAGAUCAGGCCAUCACGGCUGGCUUUGGGUCGGGAGCGGCUCUACAUUCUUCAGUAUCAUGGAUAAUGGAUAUUUAAUGGGCUCUUCCUCAUCCAGUAAUGUGCACUCCUCAGUCCAACAGCAAUCUGAUGAGCAAUGGAGUUUUUCUCCCUACUAAUGCAGUUGAAGUGAAGUAGAGGAACAAUGGAAAAAAAACAUUAACCUCGCAUAGGCGCCAGGACACCUCCACCUCCUCCACUGUGAUCCCCACGUACUCUCCGCCCGGUGAGGACGGUGACGAGGUCCCUUUACGCUGCGGUGUGUGACAGAAGACACGCUGGGCUGAGCCGCGUGUCACGCUGUUAAACAUUUCAGCUCCCAGACAGAAUUCCCCCUCAAUCAAAGCUGCCAGACCGCCGUGCGGAGCGUCGUCACCUGACGGACGGGUUGGAUGCCCAGCAGGGUGCACACACGUGAAGACUUGGGUGGUAAACGUCCCGCCGCACUAUAUGUAACAUCUGACAGUUGUAUUAGUGGUUCAUCAGGAGAAGACAAAGACCCUGAAGACAACUAAAAACAAAUCCUGUGUCCACAAACCUCUCUAACAGUGUCCUUGCAUAAAUGGUAAUAUAGUGGUUGCAGAAACAUUCAAUGAAGAAAAAGGCUCAUCUCUCUGUUACUGUGGCCACAUAAUGACUGAUGAAUCAGACCCUUCUACUGCCAUUUUAUGGUGUUUGCCAAGUAUUGUUCAUUGGUGAAGCAGUAAACAGAGUUGACUCAGUCGCUGAAGAUCUGUAAAAGAAAUGUUUUGUGUUUUGUCUCAACA
This is a messenger RNA of Salarias fasciatus (jewelled blenny), 3314 nucleotides long. Its product is annotated as general vesicular transport factor p115. The record is from RefSeq and is a predicted model, not a curated record. The coding region runs from base 68 to 1288 and encodes 406 amino acids. NCBI's taxonomy places the organism in Eukaryota, Metazoa, Chordata, Actinopteri, Blenniiformes, Blenniidae. The transcript has 12 exons.